This is a messenger RNA of Ahaetulla prasina, 3111 nucleotides long. It is a transcript of the gene RYBP, whose product is annotated as RING1 and YY1 binding protein. Gene Ontology annotation, cellular component: nucleus. NCBI's taxonomy places the organism in Eukaryota, Metazoa, Chordata, Lepidosauria, Squamata, Colubridae. The record is from RefSeq and is a predicted model, not a curated record. The transcript has 5 exons. Gene Ontology annotation, biological process: positive regulation of DNA-templated transcription. Gene Ontology annotation, molecular function: transcription coregulator activity; DNA binding. The coding region runs from base 269 to 952 and encodes 227 amino acids.
CCGGGGAGGGCCGCGAGCUCCGCCCGCUGUAGCUGUGCUUGCCUGGCUUGGAGAGGGAGAGAGAGAGAGAGAGGAGAGGGAGGGGAAGAAGAGCGGGGCUGCGCUCCCUGCGCUGCCUAGUCUGGAGCGGGGGCCUGGCAGCGGCAGGAGCGGCGGCGGCGGCGGCUGCUGAGGAGCCGCCGGAGCCUGCUGGUCGGAGGAGUCAGCCCCGUUGCCUUCCGCUCCGGGUGCGCGAGGCGAGGCGAGGGGGCCCGGUCUCCACCGAUCCAUGACCAUGGGCGACAAGAAGAGCCCGACCAGACCCAAAAGGCAAGCUAAACCUGUAGCUGAUGAAGGUUUUUGGGAUUGUAGUGUCUGCACCUUUAGAAACAGCGCUGAAGCCUUCAAAUGCAGCAUAUGUGAUGUCAGGAAAGGCACCUCUACAAGGAAACCUAGGAUAAAUUCUCAGCUUGUAGCACAACAAGUUGCUCAGCAAUAUGCUACCCCACCACCUCCUAAAAAGGAGAAGAAAGAAAAGGUGGAAAAGCAAGAAGAGAAAAAAACAGACAAAGAAAAAGAAGUUAAUCAAAGUGUUAUAAAGAAGAAUACCAACAAGAAGACUAAGCCAAAGUCAGAUAUUGUGAAAGAUCCUCCUAGUGAAGCAAACAGUAUACAAUCUGGAAAUACAACAAAGACCAGUGACUCAAAUCACACCUCAAGACCCAGACUGAAAAAUGUGGACAGAAGUACCGCUCAGCAGCUGGCAGUCACAGUAGGGAAUGUCACAGUAAUUAUCACAGACUUUAAAGAAAAGACUCGCUCUUCCUCCACAUCUUCAUCCACAGUGACCUCCAGUGCUGGAUCUGAACAGCAAAAUCAGAGUAGCUCAGGCUCCGAGAGCACAGACAAGGGCUCAUCCCGUUCUUCUACGCCAAAGGGCGACAUGUCAGCAGUCAACGAUGAAUCUUUCUAAGAAUUGCACAUGGAAUUGUGGGAAACUUACAAAAUCAGGGUAUGAAAUUCAAAUAUUCCACCUGUCCACCAGGACAACCUGAGAAAGCUGCCAGUGCCACUUCCUCUUCCCUUUCUCCUUGUGCUCCAACAUGCUUUUUGGAUAUCCUUCCCUUAAUUGAUGACACCUGGACGCUUUGGUCUGACUGUGGGCAUCUGGCUACCAAGGAAUUUCGCACCCUGAGAAUUACUUUCUGAUGUUUAUGUAUUCCAUUGUUUUAUAUGAUUUUCCUAACCAUCAUUUAUAAUUGGAUGUGCUCCUGACUCUUACUUUUUUAUAAAUCUGCUGUGCACAGUUUUUCCAUGAAUCUUACCACCAAUUUUAUUUUUGUUUUGGGUGAGGGAAUGUGAUGUAAGGGGAAGGGCGGGCUUAUAGGAGGGUUUUUUAUUUAUUGUAUUCACAAACUUCAUUCUCUUGUUUUUUCAGCAUAUUUUUUGAGUUCAAAUCUCCCUCUUCCAGUUAUACUGUGUACUAUCAGUUUUGAUAUAAAUUAUAUAUAUAUAAAUAUAUAAAUAUAUCUAUAAAUAAAGUAUAUAUAGGGUUAUUUGAAACCAAUACAUGGAAACGCUGGUGCUUGAAACACUGUGAAGCUAAGCAAUUUAAGAUCUGGGACAGCGAAUGCCAUUUGGUGAGUGCUGAAACCCAACCGGAACCAGUCUUAGAUCAUCAAAGUGUUCCCAGAGGUUCUAACAGAAACAGGACCUAGUUUUUCUCUUGUGCUUUGGCUGAAGAGUACUGGACAAAAAUAGAUAUCUAUUUUCUUAUUUUCUGUUCUUUUUGAAAUCCAAAAGGUGCUCCAAGUCAUUGCAUUUCCAGUUAGAGUAUCGGAAAACAAUAAAUUUCUAGCCCUUUCUUACCACAGUGUACAAAUUUUAAAAACAAUGAACAACACCACUUUCAAAAUGCUUAGUAUUAAUGUCCCUGAUCACUGCACAUUAACACUGCCUAUUUUGAAUAACAAAUCUCAUUCUCUUAUUGUCCAGAUUUAUAUUGGUGAUGGGAAAAGAUUUUUGAAUAUCAGUGGGGAAAUGUCAGACAGCUUUUAUAAUAGAAGGCAAUCCAAGGCCUUAAUAAUAAGUGCUCCCCUUAUAAUAACAUGAACCGAGAUCUAUUGUCACAUGACUUGUUUUCAGUUCAAAUCUUCUAUAUGUGAUUCUGCUUUUUUGUUAGUAAUUUAAUUCAUUUAAUUCCAUUUCCUUAGGAUUAUCAGUGCUUAGACAUAUCUCUCUACCAUAACUUGGUAUGAGAGCAAAAGUUAUGAAGACAUUUUUAUACUAAUAAGGGAGCCUCAGAAUGGCAAAUAACUUCAAUUUUCACUUCGAAAGCUAUUCUGGGAACAUUUACUUACAGAUCCAAACUCUAUUGCAGUUUUAUCUAGUCGGUAUGUUUUUUCUGCUUAAAACACUAGAAAGAAGAUGGAACACUUUAAAAAGAAAACUUCAAACUCUUAUUGUGUGCUUUACAGGCGACCCAGAGUGCUUUGCUAUAAUUUCAGUAACCAUUUCUUAGUUUUAUCAGAAUGAUUUCCAUGUAGGUUUUCUCAAAGGGCCACUCGGCAGAACUUGGUGCUAGACAAUUACUGUACUCAUUUCUUGUUUGAAUAAUAUAAAUUAUUUCUGUUCUAGAGAGGCAUGAAAUGGUUGUGUUUUAUCAGUUUAAAGCCACAAACACAAACUUCUUUUAUAUCAGUCUGAACAUUUUAACCUAUGCUUAACUGAAUAAAGUAAUUCUGCUUAAGGAGGUAGAGUAGCAGAGCAGUGCCUUUGCAGCUGCAUCUGUUUUGAUGGGUUUCUCAUUCAGUUAUUCUUAUAUCUAUUCUUUUUUUUUUUUUUGAAAACUUAUUUUUAAAAUAUUUAUUAAAAAAUAAAAAAGAACCAAAGGAAAAACAGAUGUUUCUUAAGCUCUGAUAAUACAAUAUUAUCGUAGUUUUUAAUAGUCCACAUCAAUCCACAUUUUAACAUUGGUAAACAUUCCUUUUACAAGUUUGACUAUUCCUUUAAAGGAUCUCAGGGAGGGUAAAUUGGUCAGCCAUAAUUUAUUUUUGGAGAAAAAAGAAUAAUUUUUAGAGAUGUUUUCAACUUAGUCCCAAAUGUGUGUGAUUUGCACAGAUUUUUUUUAAA